Molecule: messenger RNA, 420 nt
Organism: Auanema sp. JU1783
Lineage: Eukaryota; Metazoa; Nematoda; Chromadorea; Rhabditida; Rhabditidae
Source: the annotation of a GenBank genome assembly
AUGCCAAGCAGCAGUGUUCGCAAACAUACCAUCUCUAAUAAAGUCCGUAAGAGGCCUGGUAAGGAUCUUGAUCAAAUUCAUGAAGAUUUAAAACCCGAAAAAGCCGCUAAACUUAUGAAUCAAGAGAUCGACUUGGACCUACCCGGAGAUGGUCAAUUUUACUGUAUAGAAUGUGCGAGACAUUUUACUGAUGAGAAAACCAUAACUGCUCACAAAAAAUCAAAACCACACAAGAAUAGGGUAAAAACGUUGAAAGAAGUUCCUUAUACUGUCAAAGAGUCUGAAGCUGCUGGUGGAUUAGGAUACUAUCCUCAUGUCACAAAGAAAUCUCGAGUAACACAUGCAGAAUAUGCUCCAGUCAAAAUGGAGACUGUCGAAUCAUCUGAUAUAAAACAAGAAGAUGCUGAUGUUAAGCCUUGA